Molecule: messenger RNA, 1098 nt
Organism: Cottoperca gobio
Lineage: Eukaryota; Metazoa; Chordata; Actinopteri; Perciformes; Bovichtidae
Product: signaling lymphocytic activation molecule-like
Cellular component (GO): membrane
Source: RefSeq, a predicted model, not a curated record
GUUGGAGAACACAUAGACAAACUGUCACGCCGUGGAAAAGGCCUAAACAGACUGCAUGUUCUACUUCCUCUCAGCCCAUCGAUAGUUUCUCUGACUAGUCACAGCAGAGUUUGAAAGACCAGAAGAGGAAACAGACGUUGUUCCUCUCCUCACAAAGAUGGCUGCUUGUAUCUCAUCCUCCCGCUGCUUCUUUACAUACGGUGCUCUUCUGCUGAUCGGGGUCUCCAUCCAAGAUGUGGAGGCUUCCAGCUGUCAAACUGUCUUCCAUAAGAAGGUUGGAGACACUGUACAGUUGUCGUCAUGCUUACCACCUGAAGGGGGUCAUGGAGAGUCACUUAUUGCAGACACAGCGGGUGGAUUUGUAAAUCCUGAUUUCAAAGACAGAUCAUCUUUAAACCCCACAGACUUCAGUUUAACACUGAGAGGACUGACUCUCCAAGAUUCUGGUGAUUUCUAUUUCCUCUCAGCAGUGAAUAACAAACAAAGGGAAAUAGUAAACAUCACCCUGCAAGUUCAUGAGCCCAUAACUGAAGAGCCCGUCGUCUUUUCCAACUCCACCUGGCACACCUGCAACGAAUCCUGUACAGUUUUGCUGGCGUGCACUGCAGCCGCUGACAGCAGUGUCAGCUACAAGUGGACCGGGAGGAACCGAACCAGAAGUGGCUCCAGGCAGCGUUACAUCAUCACACCUCAGGAUGGAGACACCAAGUUCACCUGCACAAUUUCUAAUGUUGUCAGUGAGAAGUCUGCGUUGGUAACAGUGAAGUGCGACAACUUUACGUCCAACACACCAGAAACAGUGCCCAGCUUCUCAUCUCCUCUUCUGUGCGUUUUGGGGUUGAUUACUGGAACUUUACUGAUAACUCCUCUGCUGCUCUUGCUGCUUUUCUAUACAAAGUCAAAGGGUCCAUGUUGUAACAGGGUCGCUCAGUCUCAAACAGUCAACCAAGAUGAAACUCAACAGCCUGUGUACUCCUCUCUUCUCCAUGGUGAUGGUUGUGUCUAUGAAACAAUGAGAGGCUCUGAAGAUGCUGGAACAGGUCCAUAAAGAGAAGUGCAUCAUCAACAAAACAAGAGAAGCACCGAUAAAAACACGAC